Messenger RNA from Rhodamnia argentea, 1972 nucleotides. RefSeq lists its product as uncharacterized. The record is from RefSeq and is a predicted model, not a curated record. Gene Ontology annotation, molecular function: antiporter activity; UDP-xylose transmembrane transporter activity. Gene Ontology annotation, cellular component: Golgi apparatus. Bases 656 to 1771 code for a protein of 371 amino acids. The transcript is spliced from 7 exons. NCBI's taxonomy places the organism in Eukaryota, Viridiplantae, Streptophyta, Magnoliopsida, Myrtales, Myrtaceae.
AAUUUUCGGUCCUCUGUCACUUUUAUAUUGAACCUCUAGCGACCGACUGCCGUCGCCCGACCGCUUUUCCUGUUGGUGACUCGCUGUUGUUAUUGUCCAAGAAAGGUCAAAAAGGGGAGAGAAAAUGGAGAUAGUGGGCGACUGUGAGCGCGAGAGAGACCGUGAUUUCCUCAAUUUCUCCUCUCUCUCAACUCCAUUUUCCGGCAUCAACGCUCUUAUAUGACCACGUGUCCGCCCUCGAUCCUUGCGUGCGACCGCUCCCUACCUUUUUGUUUUGCUCGCAAUCCCUGUUUCUCUCGUUUUGGUGGCAUUUUUGAACUCAAAACUGCGAUCUUUCUUCUUCUUCUUCUUCUUUUUUUCACGCUACCCAGUACCCAUCAACAUCUGCCUGCUUCAGGAAAACUACUCCCCAGAAAGGUGUUACAGAUUUAUACUGAUUAAGCACAGCAACUGCUGCUUCAGGACGAUACCCACUACUCCCUUCCACUGAAUUUUUGGGUUCGGGGGGUUUAGGGCUCUAUCGGAACUGCUCGUUUGAGCAUGUCAUCUCAGUCGCAGAAAGAGGAGUGAAGCUGCUCUCCUUCAUUAUUUAUGAAAAUGCUUAGCUUCUUGCUAAAGAAAGAUGUGAGGAAGAUUCUGAAGCGCAAGGACAGCGAUGUUGGUGAAAAAGUUUUGCUUAAAUUUCCUAAUAAACGCAGGACGAGCGCUGGAAGACCUGCGGGCCUCUCUGUUUAAUGAAUUUCGCUCAUCUGAUGGUGCCAAGCGUCAGCAGCAACGCAUAUGUCGACCAAUUGUUGCUCUUUCAUUCAACUUUGUCGUUGCUGUUGGUAUUAUAUUCACGAAUAAACUGGUGCUUCAGAAUGUUGGAUUCCAGUUCCCCAUAUUUCUCACGUUCAUACACUACGUAAUAAGCUGGGUAUUAAUGGCUAUUCUGAAUGUUUUCUCGAUCCUGCCUGCAUCCCCUCCUUCAAAGUCAAACCGUUUAACUGCCUUACUCACUCUGGGGGUUGUGAUGUCUCUGUCAACUGGCCUUGCUAAUGUUAGCUUGAAAUACAAUAGUGUGGGUUUUUAUCAGAUGUCGAAGAUUGCUGUAACACCAUCAAUUGUUCUGGCUGAAUUCAUUUUCUACGACAAAAGAGUAUCUUUCUUAAAGGUGCUUGCACUUACAGUUGUUUCCAUUGGCGUUGCUGUGGCUACCGUUACAGAUUUGCAAUUCGACUUUUUUGGUGCGUGCGUAGCAUUGGCAUGGAUAGUCCCAAGUGCAGUUAACAAAAUUCUGUGGUCCAGGUUGCAACAGCAGGAAAAUUGGACAGCCUUGGCGUUAAUGUGGAAGACAACACCAAUCACCUUGGUUUUCCUUGUGCUUUUGAUUCCUUGGCUUGAUCCCCCUGGCGCCCUCUCUUUUGAUUGGACCUUGAACAACACAGUGGCCAUUCUCAUGUCAGCUUUUCUCGGAUUCUUGCUUCAGUGGUCUGGUGCUUUGGCACUUGGGGCUACAUCUCCCACAACACACGUGGUCCUUGGACAGUUCAAGACAUGUGUUAUUCUUCUAGGAAAUUACUAUAUUUUCGGUUCCAAUCCUGGCAGAACAAGCAUUUCAGGGGCAUUUGCAGCUAUCGGUGGCAUGUCCUUGUACACUUACCUGAAUUUACAGAACCAGAAACAACAACCGAGCAAAUCAACUUCCCGUCAAGCCUCUUUACCAAAGUCUAAACUGAAGAGAGAAAAUGGCAAUACUCAGGAUGGAAAUUUCGGGUCCGAUGCAGUCUAGACUGCCACUCAGCAGUCACCCUCGAUGCUCACUAUCUCAGAAGACACGAAAACUUCUCUUAAACUGACCCCCUACACGUUGUUUCGUUCCAUUUAUUUAAUUUCAUAGGAUGUUGCAGGAUAGCUCUCUCCGUUCAUGGCUAAUUUGUAAAUCCCACAUGGGUAGCAAGAUACAUUCCUGAAAGGGAUUGCUUGUUGAACA